Messenger RNA from Closterium sp. NIES-67, 1593 nucleotides. The record is from the annotation of a GenBank genome assembly. NCBI's taxonomy places the organism in Eukaryota, Viridiplantae, Streptophyta, Zygnematophyceae, Desmidiales, Closteriaceae.
ACUCUUGGAUAAAUGCGUAAUUAUCUACCUCGAUGACAUCCUAAUCUACAGCCGCAGCAGGGAGCAGCACUUAAAGGAUCUUGAUGCAGUCUUCACGCUGCUGCACAAGAAUCGCCUCAUCACGAAAGGGUCUAAGUGCGACUUUCUUAAGCCGGAGUUGGAGUUUUUGGGCCAUGUCGUCUCUACCGAAGGCGUGAAAAUCGACCCCAGGAAAAUCAAGACCAUACAGGAAUGGAAGCCGCCGACCAACCUCAAGGAACACCAAAGUUUUCUGGGUUUUGUCAACUACGUCCGCCGCUUUAUCCCCAAUAUGGCUGGGUUAUCUGCACCGCUAACCGACCGAUUGAAGGAUCACGAUUGUUUUUGGUGGGGUGAGAAGCAGCAAGCUGCAUUCGAUCAACUCAAAAUCGCCCUCACGUCGCCACCCGUCCUUCGCAUCUCCGAUCCCAACCGUCCAUACGAAGUCGUCACCGACGCCAGCGACAUCACCAUCGGUGCAGUUCUCCUACAGGAUUUCGGCGACGGGUUACAACCAGUCGCAUACGAAUCACGGAAGCUGCAAGGCGCGGAGAAGAACUAUACAGUGCACGACAAGGAAAUGCUGGCAAUCGUCCACGCGUUCAAAACCUGGCGGUGCUACCUGACCGGAGCUGACGUCACAGUGCGGACGGACCACAAAUCCUUACAGUACCUGCGCGCCCAACCGAACCUCAACCCACGACAGAUCCGAUGGCUCGAUUUCCUCGAGUCAAAUUUCCAUUACACCAUCACCUACAAACGGGGGGCCAAUAAUAUCGCCGAUGCCUUGACCCGCCCUACUGUCCAUACCGCCGCGAUACUACAGGGAGGGAGAGAGGCAGGACGGCAGGGAGGAGAGAGGCAGGAGAGCAGGGAGGGAGAGAGGCAGGACGGCAGGGAGGGAGAGAGGCAGGACAGCAGGGAGGGAGAGAGGCAGGACAGCAGGGAGGGAGAGAGGCAGGACAGCAGGGAGGGAGAGAGGCAGGACGGCAGGGAGGGAGAGAGGCAGGACAGCAGGGAGGGAGAGAGGCAGGACAGCAGGGAGGGAGAGAGGCAGGACAGCAGGGAGGGAGAGAGGCAGGACGGCAGGGAGGGAGAGAGGCAGGACAGCAGGGAGGGAGAGAGGCAGGACAGCAGGGAGGGAGAGAGGCAGGACAGCAGGGAGGGAGAGAGGCAGGACAGCAUGGACCAGGGGGGCGUGGGGCGGUGAGUGUGUGGUUUGGCUGAUGGCCAGACGGUGAGCAGGGAGCAAGAAUGCGACGAUGGCCUGGCCCUGGCGUUCGGCUUUCCCACUGCUAUGUGGCUCACUCCCAAUGGGGAGCUACAAUCAGGAUUCAUUUCCUUGGAUCACCCCCGAUACUUAUCAGACUAGGGCCAAAUGUGGAUGAGCAAUAGACUGGGGCGUAAGAAUAAGAUACAUGCUUCAGGGGGCCUAUGGCUGUAGCUACGAGGAUCUAUGUGGUGGCUAGGAUCUAUAUGCAUUCACGCAGAAGUCAAUGGUUAUAACAAGCUAAGAGCAGUCAGAUGCCUACUGGUUGUUCAUCAUCCGACCUGCUUUGAAAAGCUUGGGAACGG